Molecule: messenger RNA, 1317 nt
Organism: Lodderomyces jiufengensis
Lineage: Eukaryota; Fungi; Ascomycota; Pichiomycetes; Serinales; Debaryomycetaceae
Gene: CGT1
Product: mRNA guanylyltransferase
Exons: 1
Coding region: 1-1317 (438 amino acids)
Biological process (GO): 7-methylguanosine mRNA capping
Cellular component (GO): mRNA capping enzyme complex
Molecular function (GO): ATP binding; mRNA guanylyltransferase activity
Source: RefSeq, a predicted model, not a curated record
AUGAUUCAGUUGGAAGAACGAGAUAUACCAGUGAUACCCGGCACCAAGCUAGACGAAGAAGAAACAAGAGAAUUACGUCUAAUGGUUGCUGAAUUAUUAGGUAGAAGAAGUGUUAUGUUUCCAGGAUCUCAACCAAUUUCAUUUGAAAGAAAACAUCUUGAAGAAACAUUAAUGCAAAAGGAUUAUUUUGUUUGUGAGAAAUCAGAUGGAUUAAGAUGUCUCUUGUUCAUUAUAAAUGAUCCAGAUAAAGGUGAAGGUGUAUUUUUAAUAACUCGUGAAAAUGAUUAUUACUACAUUCCAAAUAUACAUUUUCCUUUGACUACUUCAUCAAGUCCAACAUAUCAUCAUGGAACUUUAUUAGAUGGGGAAUUAGUAUUGGAAAAUAAAAAUGUAAGUGAAGCAGUACUUCGGUAUUGUUUAUUCGAUGCUUUGGUGAUAAAUGGUAAAUGUAUAACAGAUAGAAUACUACCUAAACGAUUAGGUUAUAUAACGGAAAAUGUAAUGAAACCAUUUGAUCAAUUUAAAAAAAAUAACCCAGCAGUGGUAAACUCACCAAACUUCCCAUUCAAAGUUGGUUUUAAAAGUAUGGUAUUCGCUCAAGAUUCAGGAAAGGUAUUGCAAAAAAUGGAUCAAUUAUUUCACUCAUCAGAUGGUUUAAUUUAUACAUGUGCGGAAACUCCAUAUGUUUUUGGAACUGAUCAAACACUAUUGAAAUGGAAACCAGCCAACGAAAACACUAUAGAUUUUCAAUUAGAAUUUGUAUAUAAUAAAUAUGAAGAUCCAGACAUGGACCCGAGAGAUCCAAGUUCAUCAUAUUUAGAUUAUGAUUCUAAACCAGAAUUAAUCAAAUUAAGAGUUUGGCAAGGUUCAAAUGUACAUACCGAUUUUGCACAAUUGGAUUUAUUAGACUCAGACUGGGAAAGAUUAAAAGAAUUGGGUCAACCACUACAAGGUAAAAUAGCUGAAUGUAGACAAUCGACUACAAAAAGAGGGUAUUGGGAAAUGUUGAGAUUUAGAAAUGAUAAAAGUAAUGGUAAUCAUAUAAGUGUUGUUGAAAAAAUAUUGUUGUCUAUAAAAGAUGGUGUCACGGAGGAAGAGUUAGUCACAAAAUGUCCUGAAAUUGGAGCUGCUUGGAAAGAAAGAGAAAUGGAAAGAAGAAACAAACAUUCAAAUAACGGACAUCAUUCAAGUGAACCACCUACUAAGAGAAUUAAGACUGAACAACUGCCACCAAAGCAACACCAACCACCUCCACCUCAACCACAACAAAAUCAACUUGAUGAAAUACCGACCUACGAAGAUAGCGAUGAUGAUUGA